Molecule: messenger RNA, 1648 nt
Organism: Cornus florida
Lineage: Eukaryota; Viridiplantae; Streptophyta; Magnoliopsida; Cornales; Cornaceae
Product: F-box protein At2g40925-like
Exons: 2
Coding region: 101-1405 (434 amino acids)
Molecular function (GO): protein binding
Source: RefSeq, a predicted model, not a curated record
AUUUAGUUGGCCAAGAAGUCUGUGGCGUCUGUGUUUGGAUUCAAAAGGUCUCUUAGAAAUCCCAUUGAAGACACUGGUGUUUCUCUUUCUAUCAACCAAUAUGUUGCCGCGAAGAAGCAAGCGAUUGAUCGAACAAUCCGAGAAGUUGCCGCGAAGAAGCAAACGAUUGCUCCAACAGCCUCCCUCUACCUUUGUGCUGCCGGGGAAGAAGAUUCGUGGUGGUAGUAUGGUGAAGAGCAGUGUGGGAAAUACAGGUUCUACACGUAUGGGCUGUUCAACUGAGAAAUCAGCUGAAACAUCAAGGAUACCUGCAGAGAAGCACAAGACUGCUAUUAACAAGAAAAAUGAGAAGAUGACUGUUUCUUCUACUGAACCAAGCAUCCCCACUGAAAUCAUUAUUGAGAUUCUGAGUUGGUUGCAGGUAAAAGUCCUAUUGAGGCUCAAGUGUGUGUGCAAGCAAUGGUAUGCUAUAAUUGAAGGUCGCCACUUCAUUGAAAAGCAUAUUAGCAGGACCAUCAUUGCUACUGAUCAAUAUAAUACGAUAGCUAAAACUCCAGCUCCCGCUUACUCAUUCCAAUUUAUGUGUGGUUGUGAUGGCUUGCUACUCAAGAUGAACAAUGGCUCUCUUAAAUAUUUUAUUGAGAAUCCAACCACCCGCCAAAUACUUGAAUUGCCUGAUCCACAUCAGGGUAGCAUUGACAUCUCCUUGUCUUUCAUUCCAUCUACGGGUGAUUAUAAAUUGGUCUCUAUCUAUGAUAUUGAUGGGAAAAAAGCUGGCAAUGAAGGUUGUGAAGUUCUUACGGUUGGAACUGAUGAUUCUUGGAGACCCCUCAAACUCCCUAACCUAGAUGAUAUUAACAAAAACAGAGAUAGAGCUUCAGUAAUUGUAUCAAUUGGUUCUACUGUUCACUGCUUUCGGUUAUUUAAUGUUGGAUCAAAUAUAUAUCAAGAUGUGGUAUCUCUAGAUGUAGAGACCGAGUGCUUCACAGUUACUGCUUUGUCACAAGAUUUGGUCCCUGAUCAGAAAAAGGUUGAGGCUUUAAGCUGGAAUGGAAAACUAUCAUUUGUUAAUAGAGUGCAGGAGGUUCUGCAUGUCUUGGUCUUGGAAGAUCACAAAAGGUGGAAAUGGGGUGAAGAGUUUGUCAUCUCCCUGGUAUUCCUAAAGGAAAAUCAAGAUAUGAUGGUUGAUCUUGUUCCUCUGUUUGCUAAGAAUGGUGAUUUGUGGUUUAGGUGGAAAGAGGAAAAAUAUUUUGCUUAUAACAUGGAGAGUGGGACAAUCAACCACACAAUAGUUGCUGCUCAAGGACAUAAAAUUACAAAAAAAUUGUAUCGCUCCCCACCCAGCCUGGUAACUUUGAAAGGAAUGCGACAAAAAGCACAAACCCAAAUGAACCAGCCAAGUUAGGAGCAGGUUUGAUACUUCAUUUGUGCUACAUUCUCUGUUCUUUUUCUUUGCUAAAGAAGAAUUUUAGGGGUAAUAUAAGCUUUUGGUCAUUGUGUUUUAGCAUAUCAGUACUUCUUACCAAUAUUAAACUUCCUUUUAUUUUAGUAUUAUAUAUAAUAAACAACGUUUCCAUGAUAGUGCCAUAGUGGAACGUACGUUUAUGAAUAUCAGCCUUUUAUUUUUAUUGGUGCUUGAACUUCAUGA